UCGCGCACGCGUGUGGGCGGUUUUCCGGCGUUGGUUGUCUCUUGGAGCAGCCAUGGGGAAGGUGAACGUGGCCAAGCUCCGCUACCUGAGCCGGGACGACUUCAGGGUUCUGACCGCGGUUGAAAUGGGCAUGAAGAACCAUGAAAUAGUUCCUUGCAGUUUGAUAGCCUCCAUAGCCAGCCUUAAACAUGGUGGUUGUAAUAAGAUUUUGAGAGAACUGGCGAAACAUAAACUCUUAGCUUAUGAACGAACUAAAACUGUCCAAGGCUAUCGGUUGACAAAUGGGGGUUAUGACUACCUCGCUUUGAAAGCACUUUCUUCAAGACAGGUGGUUAACUCUGUUGGAAACCAGAUGGGUGUUGGCAAAGAGUCAGAUAUUUACAUUGUUGCAAAUGAAGAGGAGAAACAGUUUGCACUAAAGUUUCACAGACUAGGAAGAACAUCAUUCCGCAAUUUGAAAAACAAACGUGAUUACCACAAACAUAGACAUAAUAUGUCUUGGCUUUAUUUAUCUCGCUUGUCUGCCAUGAAGGAAUUCGCGUAUAUGAAGGCACUCUUUGACAGGAAAUUUCCAGUUCCAAAACCAAUCGAUUAUAAUCGACAUGCAGUAGUCAUGGAACUCAUAAAUGGUUACCCUUUGUGCCAGAUACAUCACAUUGAAGAUCCUGCUGCAGUAUAUAAUGAAGCCAUGGAACUAAUUAUCAAACUUGCCAAUCAUGGACUAAUUCAUGGUGAUUUUAAUGAAUUCAAUCUAAUUUUGGAUAAAGAUGACCACAUAACCAUGAUUGACUUCCCACAAAUGGUCUCAACAUCUCAUCCAAAUGCCGAAUGGUACUUUGACAGAGAUGUUAAAUGCAUUAGAGAUUUCUUCAUAAGACGUUUCAAUUAUGAAAGUGAACUUUAUCCAACCUUUGGAGAUAUCAGGAAGGAGGACUCUCUUGAUGUAGAGAUUUCUGCCAGUGGAUAUACAAAAGAAAUGCAGGAAGAUGAUGAACUACUUCAUCCACUAGGUCCUGAUGAUGAGAAUCUUGAAAUAGAUGAAGGAUCUGAAUGUCCUUCAUCGCCUGAAGAACUGACAGAAAAGGUUAAGACUUCUGAGGUGGCAAGUGGAAGAAACUUCAUGGAUGAUGAUUGUAACAUGAACUCUUCUGAAGACUUGGUACAGGGGAAUACAGAUGUGCUGUCUGAGGAUAAGAAUAGUGCACAGUGUUUUGAAAUGUCUGAAAUCGGUCAUUCAUUAGGAGAAAUUCAGGGAGAAAUUGUCGAAGAAAAAAAGAGAAGUUGCAUAAAGCAUUCUGCAAUUGAUUUUCCUGAAGAAGAAAACAGCACUGACAAUAUCACCAAGGGAGAAGAUCAAGUGCAUCAAGGAGAAAUUCUUGCUGAUCCUCAGGAAUAUGAAGAUGAAUGUCCUGAUCUAGUUAACUUGUCAGCAUUAAACAAAGAACUCAGGCCUUUCAGGGAUAAAACCAUGGAACAGAUUAGUCACCAUAGAACAAGAACUGAGAGUGUCACUUCUGCAAGCAGCAUCGUAAGCUGCUCCACAAUUCCUCCGGAACUGGUGAAACAGAAGGUGAAACGUCAGUUGACCAAACAGCAAAAAGCUAUAGUUAGACGACGAUUACAGAAGGGAGAGGCAAAUAUUUUUACCAAGCAAAGGAGAGAAAACGCAUAUAACAUUAAGUCAAGCUUAGAAGCAGCUAGUUUUUGGGGAUAACUAAUGGAACUUUUUUCUAAAAGUCUAGCUUAUAAUGUUUUGGGAAGAAAGUGUUAUUUUGAAGAUCUUAUUUUUCUGUAAUUUUGAUUAUGUAAAUGUGUGUAUAUAUAUAUAUAUAUACUCUAUUUUGAAGUAAUUGGUUUGUUGGUUUCUGUUUUCAAGAAAACACCAAAAAAUCUUGCUAGUUUAUUUAAUGAAUGUCUUUCUGAAAGGCAUUUGGGGCAAUAUUACAUACAUUGAAUUAUCAUUUUUGAUCCUUUGGUAACUGGAGCAUUUAAGUCCUGUGAAAAUUUGACAAAUAUAUUCUAAAUAACCAACUGAAAAUUCCCAGCAACAUCUGCUCUCAGGGCAGGCGAGCCAGCCUACCUGAGGCAUCAGGGUACCUUGGGGAGGAAACAGUCCAGCAUGUGCAGACAAGUCAAACCAAGACCACCACCUUAACUGUCAGCUCCACUUAGACCCUGGUAGACACAGCCUAAGAAGCUGAGCCAUCUUGGGAAGCAGUUCCCAUGGAGACAGCUUGAAAACUGUUCCUGUCACAACUGCUGAAGACUGAGGAAAGUUCUUGUCUCCAGAGUCCUCAGCACUGGCAAAUGGUUCAACAUCAGAAACUGAUGUUUUUAUCAGUGGAAGUGACCAAAAAAAAAAAAAAGACAUUACCACCUGUUUUGUUGUUGUACUUUAAGGACCGUGGGACCCUUCAAUCUGACUUGUAGCUCAAACUGUGGUAAAUGUAUCCUCCAUUAGAAUAUGACCUUCUUGAGAGCAGGAACUGUCUUUUCUCUUUGUAUCCCCAGAGCUUUGCACAAAUAAAUGCUUCCUUCGUUCAUUCAUACAAAGCAUGUGGAGAGAUGCUAAAUUAAAUGCAUUUGAUGACCUAUGUUGCCUUAUAGGCAAGGUGGAGUGGUAGGAGCUGCCAACAAAAUCACCACCAAAUGACAAUAUCACUUAGUUUCUUUAAUUGCUGACAGUAAUUUCAUGGCAGAGUUGCUUAAUAGAACCAAAAGGUUUAGUUUUAUAAUCCAGAUGAAAGGAAAUAUUUUUUUAAAUAUAUAAUCCAAAAGAGAAAAUAAAUUACAUAUGGCCUCAUGCUUCUUGACUUUAUUAGUUUAACUACCAGAUGCUCAGUUGACUAAAAUUGAGUCCCCACACUGUAAAAGGCUCUGUACUGGGCAUUGUUGGGAAUUUAGAAAGUUUUGGGGAAAACAGUUGUUACUUUAAAGAUACUAUGGGGCAGCUAGGUGGCGCAGUGGAUAGAGCGCUGGCCCUGGAUUCAAGAGGACAGGAGUUCAAAUCCGGCCUGAGACACUUGACACUUAGUAGCUGUGUGACCCUGGGCAAGUCACUUAACCCUCAUUGCCACGCCCAAAAAAAAAAGAUGAAUAGAGAAAAUUAAAUGUAACACAUCUAAUGGCAAAUGUGAGACAGCACUGACUACUAAUUUUGGUGGGAAAUUUCACCCUCUGUUUUGUAUGGUAAUAAAAUGUAUUUCCUUAGCAUCUGAGGUUCAGAUUUUCAUAUGUUCAUGGGAUAUAGGCCCAGGUUAAUUUUUAGAGAUGAUGUUCUUGGCUUGAUCCCUAUCUAAAGUCCUGAGAAAUUUAUCUUACUGGAAAAUGUAAUAUACUGCACACUAUGUAAAAAAACUAGCAAUCUAAUGUCAGAACAUUGGUCUAGUUCCCCUUUCUUCCAGGUUCUACUGUUCCUAAAAGAAGGCUUCAUAAGACUUUUUUUUUUUUUUUUUUGCUGAAGCAAUUGGGGUUAAGUGACUUGCCUAGGGUCACCCAGCUGUAAAUGUUAAGUGUCUAAGGCCGGAUUUGAACUCGGGUCCUCCUGACUCCAGGGCCAGUGCUUUAUCCACUGUGCCACCUAGCUGCCCCCUCAUAGGACUUUCAUCUGCUUUCCAUUGCCAAAUAUACCUCCUUGAGAACUGCUUGCCUUACCUCCCUUAUUUGCAUAAUACAUCAAAGUAAAUUUUCUGAGGGCAAAAGUUCAGUCUUCUUUAAAAUUUGUAUUUCCCACAGGACCUAGUAUAGUUCCUUGCACAUUGGUGCUCUUUGAAUGAUUACAGAAUGCAUGAUUUCAGUCAUUCCCAGAAAUGCACCUCUCACUUUUCCACAAUCCACUUAAUCUCUCAUCUCAUGCUAUAUGUGUAGUUCAAGUUUGUUGUGUUUUUUUUCAAUUACUUGCAUGAUUUUUCAUCUCUAGUCAUCAUAGUUCUUUUUUACUCACUGGACAGUUAUUUGUCAAGAUGGUAGAGUGAGAGGAAGCAAAAUAGUCCAUCUUACUACUCUUCCAAGGAUAGAAAAAGAAUGAGAUAGAAAUGACCCAGAAACCCAAGAAGAAACUACAGUAAGUGCAUGUUGCCCACACAGGUCCACAUAGACAGCCAGUUACUCCCAUGGAUACUAGGGAUGAGAUCUAGCCAGAAAAUCUUAUGCUGCAGUAUGGUACAUAGGUCUCCAAUAAAAGGACCAUGGUCUAGUGUGCCUGGAUCCUAUAGCGUUUGUAUUGUUCUGAUCUGAGUAAAAAGCCUAUAGUAUUAGGAUUGAUGGCAACUAGCAGGGCACAUCCUGGAUCAGAGCAGCUCUUCAGUGUUCAACCCUGCAUUCCCGCACAUAAACUGCCCAACUACUGAGGAAAGCUGCUCUUAGAAUUCUUGAAGAAUCUGGGAGAUUGCCCAAAUAAUACAGAUCACUACCAAAGAAGGCCUCAUCAUUCUUUUCAGAAGUACAGAGCUUAUCCCUGACUCAAAGGCUCAAUUCAGGAAGUAAGACUGUAAAAACGAGUAAAGAUAAGAAAACAUCAACUGUAAUAUCAUGGAGCCAGAGCGCUCAAGACAUAAACCCAGACAAAAGGAAUUCAUGUACGAGCAGAGUCUCAAAAUCACAAGUCUGCCAAAUGCUCUAAUGGAGUUCCUGGAAGAAAUUAAAUGUUUUUAAAUGUUUCAUUUGUUAAUGAAAUGUGAGUUCUAGAGAAAGAAUUGGAAGGAUAAACAGCUUAGUAUCAGAAGUAUAAAACAUACUCAAAAGACUGAAAAAUAGGCCCAAAAGACAAGAAAUAGUAAAAACAAAAUAUUUUUAAAACCAAAAAAUGUAAGGUAUAACCUAACAAAAGCCGUUGACCUGCAACAUAGGUCAAGGAGAGCUCUUGUUAAGAAUCAUAUGACUACCUAAAAUAAAAAUCCUAGAUAUAUUUCAAGAAAACAUGAAUUCAAAUUAUCUGUUAGAACCAAUGGCCAAAAUGAAAAUAUAAUCUACUAAUCACCUCCUGAAACCCCAAAAUGAAAAAUCCCAGGAAUGUCAUUAAAGAUUAAAGAAAAAAAUGUUUAAAAAAACAUUCAGAAGAGUUUAAAUACUAAGGAACCUGAAUCGAUUUUUUUUUUUUUUUGGUAAGGCAAUUGGGGUUAAGUGACUUGCCCAGGGUCACACAGCUAGUACGUGUCAAGUGUCUGAGGCCGGAUUUGAACUCAGGUACUCCUGAAUCCAGAGCCGGUGCUUUAUCCACUGCACCACCAAGCCACCCCUAAAAAGGUGCCUUUUUGAUUCUCAUUCUGAGAUAGAUUUUUUUUUGUUGUUAGCUAAAAUGUUUUGGCCAUGUUCAGAAUGCUUAUAAAUGCUGAUUAAAAAUAUAUAUAUAAAAACCACUUUCAGGGGUGGCUAGGUGGCGCGGUGGAUAAAACAUCGGCCCUGGAUUCAGGAGUUCCUGAGUUCAAAUCCAGCCUCAGACACUUGACACUUACUAGCUGUGUGACCCUGAGCAAGUCACUUAACCCCUAUUGCCCCGCAAAAAAAACAAAAAAAAGGGGAAAAAAAACCACUUUCACCAUAAAGGUGACCCCCUUAGCUUCAGAGCAGCCACUAUUGUCAUCACCAUUUAGAGACCUCAAGUAUAUCGUCCAUCAAACCUUUCUUAUAGUAAAAUUGGUUCCCCAUGAAAUCAUACCCUCUAGGUACAAGAGCUCCGUAGGUACUCUGAUUUCAUCCAUUUACACCAUGACUAAAGUUUGACUUUUCUUAACCUUCAGAUUUGUAGAGGGUUUUGGCUUUGCAUUCAUUUUUCUGCUGCUGCUACUUAAUUGACUUAACAAUUUGAGUAAUGAGAGUGACUAAACUAAAACUAAAAUGGAAUGGUUUAUUCUAGAAAUGGCUGUUAAA
Molecule: messenger RNA, 5868 nt
Organism: Dromiciops gliroides (monito del monte)
Lineage: Eukaryota; Metazoa; Chordata; Mammalia; Microbiotheria; Microbiotheriidae
Gene: RIOK2
Product: RIO kinase 2
Exons: 10
Coding region: 53-1714 (553 amino acids)
Biological process (GO): maturation of SSU-rRNA; protein phosphorylation
Cellular component (GO): preribosome, small subunit precursor; cytosol; nucleus
Molecular function (GO): protein serine/threonine kinase activity; ATP binding
Source: RefSeq, a predicted model, not a curated record